AUGAUGUUACCAUAUAAUAAUUCAGCUGAUACAGAUAGAAAAAAUUUUAAAAAAAUUGAUCGUGAAGUUAAAUUUUGCCGACAUAUAUCAAAAUUAUUACAAAUUCAAUUUGCUCAAUAUUUAAAUAAUCUGUUAGAAUAUUCAAGUGAAUUAACUUAUUUUGCUAUAAAUGCAUUUCAAGCAUCAUCAUUACGACGUGUACAAAUAAAUAAACUGCAAGCUUUCAGUGGUUUUUGUGUACCACGUACAUGUGCUUUUUAUUACAAUCUCGAUACAGAUUUUGAUAAUUUUGUUCAAAAAAUGCGUCUUCUAUGUGCAUUAACUAAACAAACAUUUCGUGAUAUACGUAUUGCACGAAAUCAUUUUUCGGAUGCUAAAAUGAUGAAUUUACCAAUUGUACAUCGAUCAAUUGAUAUAUUUAAAUGUAAUAUUAAUCGAUUACGUGAUUUAAAACAAAUACAUCAAGAUAUUGGCAAUGGUCUAUUAUUACCUAAUGAUCAAUUAUAUUUAGCUCUUGAUUUACUUGUAACUGAUUUUGAAUUAUUAAGUUGUGAACUUGAUGCUGAAAUUAAAUUUACCGAUGCUAUGGUUUUACAAACAAUUAUUAAAGAUGUUUUUCUUCAAUAUCGCAUUGCUUUAACUUGGAUUUAUCCGGCUGUAAAAUAUUCAGCUUAUCGUCCAAGUGAUCCAAAUGCCCAACAAGAAAUUAAAAAAUGUGAUCAACCAAUUGGUAUUCAACAUAUAGGUGAUUAUUGUGAUAAAAAAAAGAAAUUAGUAAAAAAUUCAAGUACAAUAACUCAUGUUCAAUCAAUCGAACGUAUAACAAAUCCUAUACAUAAUAUUAAUCAAAAUUUUGCUACUGAUACAAUGAGUAAUUGUUCAUUAAAAUAUCAAAAAAAAAGAAGAAAAUGUUCUAGAAAAUUGCUUAAUACAACAGCAGCUAUAGAUGAUUUUAAUCGAUAUUUAAAUGAGAAAAAACUUCAUAAUAUAGGAAUUAUUAAUAUAAAAAAGUGUAAAUCAAAUAGAAUUACUUAUAAAUCAUUUGAAUUCAAUCCAAUUGUGAGUAUUUAA
Messenger RNA from Rotaria sordida, 1071 nucleotides. The record is from the annotation of a GenBank genome assembly. NCBI's taxonomy places the organism in Eukaryota, Metazoa, Rotifera, Eurotatoria, Philodinida, Philodinidae.